AUGGGGCUCGUGGCUUCCGUGGUGCCUGCCAACACCUUCUGUGGUGCCCACAAAACUGCUCUCCAGUACAGCCAAGCGGUGAACAAAAGCAACCGAGUGAAACUGUACUGUGCUUUUUUGGAUUACAGCAACGGGAGUGGCGUCUGGUCUAACGAAGGCUGUGUGCGAGAGGAUGGCGACCUCAGCUACUCCAUCUGCUUGUGCAACCAUCUCACCAACUUUGCCAUUUUGAUGCAAGUCGUCCCAAUAAAGGUACCAAUCGGGCACCAGAUGGCGCUGUCAUCCAUCAGUUACAUCGGCUGCUCUCUGUCCAUCUUCUGUUUGACUAUCACACUGGUCACGUUCGCGAUUCUGUCCUCCGUCAGCACCAUCCGUAAUCAGCGCUACCACAUCCACGCCAACCUGUCGUUCGCCAUCUUGGUGGCUCAGAUCCUGCUCCUUAUCAGCUUCCAUUUAAGCCCUGGAACGGUUCCUUGUAAAAUCCUGGCCAUCCUUCUCCACUUCUUCUUCCUGAGUGCUUUUGCUUGGAUGCUGGUGGAAGGCUUUCACCUGUACAGUAUGGUGAUCAAGGUGUUUGGAUCAGAAGAAAGCAAGCAUUUCUACUACUACGGAAUUGGGUGGGGCUGCCCGCUGCUGAUUUGCGUUGUCUCAGUAACUUCAGCUAUGGAAAGCUAUGGAGAAGAAAGCAACUGCUGGCUUUCCCUGGAGAAUGGUGCAAUCUGGGCUUUUGUGGCUCCAGCUCUGUUCGUAAUAGUGGUCAACAUCUGCAUCCUCGUAGCAGUCACGAGAGUCAUCUCACGAAUAAGCUCAGACAACUAUAAGGUGCACGGAGAUGCCAAUGCAUUCAAGCAGAGUCUCAUUAACCAGCCCUCGAUAAACUGCCAAGCCCGAAACCUUAUCGAGCACUUUCUCAUCGUCUUCUUUGAAAUGGUCUGA
Gekko japonicus is the source of this 936-nucleotide messenger RNA. Its product is annotated as adhesion G-protein coupled receptor D1-like. Bases 1 to 936 code for a protein of 311 amino acids. Gene Ontology annotation, biological process: adenylate cyclase-activating G protein-coupled receptor signaling pathway; cell surface receptor signaling pathway. Lineage: Eukaryota; Metazoa; Chordata; Lepidosauria; Squamata; Gekkonidae. The transcript has 10 exons. Gene Ontology annotation, molecular function: G protein-coupled receptor activity. Gene Ontology annotation, cellular component: membrane. The record is from RefSeq and is a predicted model, not a curated record.